CGGCCGGAGCCGAGUCAGCAGUAGACGUGCGAGUCCCCGCCCCCGCCGCUGCACAGCGGGGAGCGGCCGCCGCCGGGCCGGUCGCAGGGAGCCACCGUCCGUCGCCGGCCCAACGUCCCCGCCAUGGAGUCCCGCUACAACCUGAAGAGCCCGGCUGUCAAACGUUUAAUGAAGGAAGCAGCCGAAUUGAAGGAUCCUACAGAUCAUUACCAUGCACAGCCCUUGGAGGAUAAUCUUUUUGAAUGGCAUUUUACUGUUAGAGGCCCUCCAGAUUCGGAUUUUGAUGGAGGAAUUUAUCAUGGACGAAUAGUACUACCACCAGAGUAUCCCAUGAAACCCCCAAGCAUCAUUCUGUUAACAGCCAAUGGCAGGUUUGAAGUAGGGAAGAAAAUUUGUUUAAGCAUCUCAGGACAUCAUCCUGAAACGUGGCAACCUUCAUGGAGUAUAAGAACAGCUUUACUAGCCAUUAUUGGUUUUAUGCCAACCAAAGGAGAGGGAGCCAUAGGAUCCCUAGACUACACACCUGAGGAAAGAAGAGCACUUGCCAAGAAGUCACAGGAUUUCUGCUGUGAGAUAUGUGGCUCAGCAAUGAAGAUAAGCCUGUUACCAUUAACAUCAGGAAGUGCUUCAAGCCAGGCUGACGAAGAGGCCAAGGAACUUGCCAGACAAAUUAGCUUCAAGGCUGAAAUCAAUUCAUCCAGAAAGUCUAUCACUGAAUCCCCAAACACAUCGGAAUUGAACCACUCUGCCACCUUACCUGAGCCACGACAGGAUGGUAUAAGUAGAGCAUUCCAGAACCCAACCACCAGUACAAUGUCUGAAACUCAGAAUAACUCCACACCACCUAAUCAAGAGCAUACUCAGCCUAUAUCUAAUAAUACCUCCAUGAGCCCUCGCCAGCGCCGUGCCCAGCAGCAGAGUCAGAGAAGAGUACCAUCUUCAACUAACUUUAAUCAGGUGCAGCAACCAAGAGUCAACACAAGCCACACUGGAUCAACUGUUCUGAUUGUCCUUCUGACUUUAGCAUUGGCAGCUCUUAUAUUCCGACGGGUAUAUCUGGCCAAUGACUAUAUAUUUGAGUUAUAAGAUUGUCUCUGUCUUAAGCAGUGACUUGAAUGCUUCAUUAAAUAUUCUGUAUUGGGUAUGACAUGAGAACUGUUUACAGAAGAUUACUUUUUUAUUUACUCUUUUAAGUCCUUACGAAUGUUAAUAUACCUUUAGGUACAUUGCUUUGUAAGGAUGACAAAUGUUGACAUUUCUAUGAAUACUAACAACUGUUAAUGAUCCAUGAACACUCACGAGAUACUUGGAGAAACAAUUUGGUUGAAUGUGAGCAUAAUAUGUAAAGGGUGGGGGAAAGAAAAUAUCAUUUGUGGCUACCUUAUUUAUUGAUAAAAGGAGGCAAUUAAAAAAGAGAGAGGUUUAACACUUUUUCUCUGUGGAACAUGGGUGCAGAUAUUCACCCAUAUCUGAGUGAGUAUAAAAAUUUACGUUGGAGAAGGACUUUUAAAAAUGAAACGCAGUGUCUAUGCGUUGCGUGUGCUCUUAAUUCAGAGGGGGAUAAUAUUUUGUAACCACUUUUAUUUACAAUAAGACAAUUCUAGAAAAAUGCAUGAAAUGUUGGUUCUGAGACUGUGCUCUCUGUGGGGGGGGAAAAAAGGGGCCAGAAAAUAGUUUGCUUUAUUUUUGUUUUUUGUUUCUAAAUUUUUUUGAAAGUUAGAUUGGAUAAUCUUUUGCAAGAUUUGAAUGUCGUCUUCUAAUACUCUCAAUUGUAUAUCUUGCUUUUUUAAAUUUGAAGAUUAUAUAAAAUGUCUAUUAUUGCGAUAGUUAUAAAUAUGUAAUAUAAUUAUUUACCCAGAGCUAUUGUCUUUUAAUUAUUCCAGAAAUAUACAUAAUGCAUUACAUUGAACGUUUCAUAUGUGCUGUUAUUUCCUAAAAAAAAAAAAAAAAAAAAAAAUCUAAAAAUUUUCAUGCUGAAACACUGCUAGGCAUGUGCAAGCUUGAGGGAAGCUUUCAUGAAACCCUUGGCUCUAAUGAAUUAUCUCAAUUCAAGACUCAUUUGCACAAUUAUUUUUCUUGCGCCUCAUUGCAAUACUUCAAGAAAAUUUAAAAGUUUAUAAAUACCUUUCCAGCAUAUUAAGAUUACAGCAUUCAUGUGUAUAUCACCAUUUAUUCAUUGUAGGUGCUGGCACUUCAGAUGGGGUAGGGUUGCCAAUCCUCCAGGAUUGUCCUGGAGUCUCCAGGAAUUAAAGAUUAAUCUUUAAUUAAAGAUUAUGUCAUGUGAUGAUGCCUCCAGGAAUACAUCCAACCACAGUUGGCAACCCUAGAUAGAAGCCCUCUGGGCUGAUCUUGAAUUCAUUUAGCCAUAAAGAACAAGUUCAAUGGGAUAAUCAUUUCCCCAUUAUCUGACUGUAUUGAUAAUCAAGACAAUCUACCAUUGCUCAUUUAAGACCCAACAGAACUUCAGUAAUUUUCACUUUACUAGUGGCAACUAUGAUAGUUCUCACUAAAGCCAGACUGUCCCACCCUAUUUCUUAGCAAAGAUAAGAAUGCUGUAGUCAGCUCUCAUAUUAACAUUACAAAAUAUUCUACAUGCUAAUGUACUCCGAAGCAUUAUAAAUAAGUGAAAAUUAAUGGAUAAAUUACAUCUUUUAUGUAGUGUCCUGGUGUGUGUGUGUGUGUUUAAUUUAUUCACUUGCUAACUUGCAAAAUUCAGAAAUGGAUUCCCAGUGGUUAUUGUGAAUUAGUGCUGCUCUGCUAUACAUGCAAACAGGAUGUAUAUACAUCAAAGCAUCUUAGUUUAAUUAAACAUUUACAAUAAAAGUAUAUAGCAUAUCUAGAUAGAUCAGCAGUUAUUUAAAUCUUGCAUUGUCUUCAAAUCUGGAAGGAGGACAAUCCGGUUUCCUGUGGUGAAAUGAGUAAAAGUAUUUUUCUGCAAUAAGUAUAUUAGUUUUGGUAGGAAUAUAUUUAAAAUCUAUAGACCCCGUAUUCCUGAAAUAAAAAGUUGUUUUUUCCUAGUUGGUGCAUUGUUUGAAUGCACGUGUUCACAUUUGCAAGCCUGGGCCCAGAUUAUCCUUUCCCUUACGAGAGGGCUCUGAAGAAAAAACCUUCAGUAGGAUGGAUAUCCUUGCAGAGUUUCUUCCUGAUUGUUCCUCUGAGAGAUUUGCUGUCACCUUGCAGAACAGGCCCUGAGGCCCACCUUCAAACCCAGCAAAUUCUCAGGGAUACAUCCAUCAACCAAAUUCUGCUCUUGCCCUUUUGCAGCAGAAACUAAGUAAGGCUGUUGCACAAAGCCCUCUGUACCCAAAGAUAGGGGCAGGUUUGCGCUCUUUUUUUCAUAGAUUCUAAUUCCAGAAGAAACCAUUGAGAUCAUCUGGUCUGACCUGCUAUAUAACACAGGCCAUAGAACUUCCUAAAAUAAUUCCUUGAGCAUAUCUUUUAGAAAAAACAUUCAAGCUUCAUUUAAAAAUUGUCAGUGAUGGAGAUUCCACCACGAUCCUUGGUAAGUUGUUCCAAUAGUUACUUAUUCUUACUGUUUUAUUUCCAGUUGAAUUUCUCAAGCUUCAACUUCCAGACAUUGGCUAGCAUUAGACCUUUCUCUGCUAGUUUGAAGAGCCCAUUGUGAUACUGUAUAAAAGAAAGGUGACCAUGUUUAUGGUAAUGUAUCAUCACUGAUGUAUCACCACUGUUACUUUGUAUAAUAUUUAUCACAAUUGUGUAUGUCGUGUAACAUAUCAUCGGAAAAGUUAUAGUCUAAGUAUGAUUGUCCUGUUUAAAUGCCAAAUGCCAUAUACCAUCACUGUAUAUGAAGUUAUGAAGCUUUGCUCUGUAUUUGUAUCUCAAACCUGUUGUGUUUCUGAGUAAACCCCUCCACGCCCCAAGACAGACUUACACCAAGGCUAGCCAGCCUGCUUGAUGGCCCAUUAAGGACAAUCAGCUCUUCCAGGGACCCCUCCCAAGGUCUCUUCAGGCACAUGUAGGCAAUGAAUGCCUCAUGACUCAGCAAGGAACAUGUGACCCAGGACUCCAUAUUUGUGCCAGUAACUUUCCAUUCACAUGUGCUGUGAGUGUAAAUUGCAGACUGUGACAACAUUCUUUGUCUUCAGUCCUUCUCCAUUUCUCUGGAUUGUGAUUUUUCUAACGAGGGGAGCUUUGAACAAAGGACUGAUGACCCCCAAUCUUUUUGGGUGAUCCAGAGAGACACAUUGCAAGGUAGCAGAAUUACCAUCACUACUAUCAUCCUGACCUCUACAGACUUGGAAAUCAAUUGUAAUGUAUAUGAUUCCUUAAACCAUUUAAUAACUCCCUUCUUUUCUUUUUUUAAAAAUAAAUCUUUAAUUAGUUUACUAAA
This is a messenger RNA of Malaclemys terrapin pileata, 4351 nucleotides long. RefSeq names its product ubiquitin conjugating enzyme E2 J1 (gene UBE2J1). The coding region runs from base 124 to 1086 and encodes 320 amino acids. The record is from RefSeq and is a predicted model, not a curated record. The transcript is spliced from 8 exons. NCBI's taxonomy places the organism in Eukaryota, Metazoa, Chordata, Testudines, Emydidae.